CAAAUUUUCUUUGGCGGUUGUUUCGCUUCCACAAGGUUAAUGCUUCUCCUUGCUUUUUUCUAAACAAACAUGGCAUAUGUUCAAAUAAACAAAACUGCUUUGUAACACCAAUUAACACGAUCAAAGAUAUCGACUGAUCUAUACCAGACUGUGCUCUUUGACUCAUGAAUGAUACUUAAGUAGAUUUGAGAAACCUCAACCACUUCCUAGAUACAAUAGGAGUUUAUACUGGUGUGUAGACUAAAGCCUAAGGGUUACAGUGAGGGCUUAAGUUUACAAAUUAAAUUUAAAUGAUUUUAUUUAACUGUGUGGGUGAGAUAAUCCAGCGUCAAAAUCGAAGUUCACCAUUGAGUUUCUGCCUGGUUCGUGCACAACCUGUAGCCCUGCUCAACUUCAUUUUAAGCGAGUUGGAAAGUUGCUCACCAAUCACGUGUUGAAAUGCCAACUAAACGUAUCCUCCCAUGGAAAAUACCAGACUGGCUUCUAGAUGAUCCUUUAUUAAAUAAAUCUAUAUCAGAAUAUUUACCAGUCCACUAUAAUUUUGAGAUCCAUAAAACCAUAUGGCGUAUACAUUGUCUUCGAGCCAGGCGGAUUGCUUUACAAAUGCCAGAAGGUUUGCUCUUGUUUGCAAUACCGAUUUCUGAAAUUAUUCGAAAUUACUUUAUUCGUAAUAACAAAACCUCAGGUCAUACUCUUACUAUCUCUACUAACGAUACUACUGUAGGUGAGGACAGUAUUAAAGAUAUUGAUGUCGUAAUUUUGGGCGAUGUGACUUAUGGAGCUUGUUGUGUGGAGGAGCUGAAUGCAAAAGCUCUUGGUGUUGACUUGCUUGUACAUUAUGGUCAUAGUUGCUUGGUACCGUUGGACUCCAUUUCCGUUCUAUACGUAUUUGUUGAUAUUCAGAUCGAUAUCGUCCAUCUCAUAGAUAGUGUGAAGGCUAACUUUGAGAAGUCUUCCCGUUUAGCCCUUGUUUCUACAAUACAAUUUGUUACUAGUUUGCAGACUGCUAAACAGCCAUUAUUAGAAGCCGGCUACUCAGUUACCAUCCCUCAGUGCCUUCCUUUAUCGCCUGGUGAAAUACUUGGAUGUACAUCUCCUAAAGUAGAAGGUGUUGACGCCUUAAUCUACGUGGGUGAUGGUCGCUUUCAUCUUGAAUCUAUUAUGAUAUCUAAUCCAUUGUUAGCUGCUUAUCGUUAUGAUCCCUACAAUAAGUCAUUUACGCGUGAAUACUAUGAUCAUAAAGAAAUGCGUAAACAUAGAAAAAAAGCUGUUGAUACCGCAAGAAAUGCUGUGAAUUUUGGGAUAAUAUUGGGUACACUUGGAAAACAAGGGUCACCAACUGUUGUGAAACAACUUCAGACAGAAUUGGAGAAAUCAGGAAAGACUUACAUUAUACUAUUGCUGUCUGAAAUAAUUCCAAGUAAAUUAGCGCUUUUCGAUGAACAAGUAGACGUCUGGAUUCAGGUUGCAUGUCCUCGUCUUAGUAUUGACUGGGGUGUUGAGUUUACUAAACCUUUACUCACACCAUACGAAGCAUUUGUUGCUUUAAAUGAGCAAGUUUUUUGGCCUAGAGAUUUAUCCGAAGCUUAUCCUAUGGAUUAUUAUGCUAACCAAAGUUUGGGACAUUGGACACCAAAUCACAGGUUGAAUAAAUUGAGUGCACCAAAAACCGUUAACUAAAAUGAUAUAUUACUUGUAAAAAUGACUGCUGUAAAUAUAGUCAGUCAGUCAGCUACAACGUAGAACCAUGCACUUAUGUGCAUCGGUCCAGGUUGCCAUACCGCAUCAGCACAACAAGAUGAAGAUGCUGUAAAUAUAACUUACUAUACUAAAGCGUAUUUUUUUAAAAGUAAUUUUACUUUGAUUUUUUGAGUUAAUCAUGUAUGUAGUAGUAUAAAUCAAAUGUUUUAUCUACAUUAUGGUCAAAUAACUUGACCAGAUUUAUU
Messenger RNA from Schistosoma margrebowiei, 1946 nucleotides. The record is from the annotation of a GenBank genome assembly. NCBI's taxonomy places the organism in Eukaryota, Metazoa, Platyhelminthes, Trematoda, Strigeidida, Schistosomatidae.